AACCCAUAAACAAAUUAGUGCGAGUCGUGAGUCGUGACCGUUCGGAUACACGGGUUUGGUAUUAUUGGAUACAGGCUGCCAGGCAAGCAAAGUGAAAACUCACUCUUCAUGUAGAAGAAGAUUUCUCAAUGUUCAUAUUUCAUUUCUGGAUUGCAUCUAUGUAUUUGUGAUCCAACAGAAUGGCAGAAUCUAGUGUGAAAAAAAUUGGUAGUAUCAAGGAAGAUAGAAUCAGCGAGCUGCCUCAGAACGUACGAGAAACUAUUCUAUGUUUUAUGCCAAUAAGGGAUGCAGUGAGAACUAGCAUUUUGUCGAAGAAAUGGAGGCAUUGUUGGACUAUGAUGCCACACCUAAUCUUUGACGAUAAAUUCGUUGAUGGAAUGUUUGAGAAAUUAGGUGUGAAUGAUGAUGAUAAACUGGUGGCAUAUGAAUUUUUUAGUAGGAUGAUGGCCUAUGAAUUUGUUAGUAGGAUAAAUAAAAUUAUUCUACUCCACAAGGGUCCAAUCCUUAAAUUUUCACUCAACAUACCUCAAUAUGGUGAUCCUCAAAUAGUUCAUGAUUUUAUCGAUCAGUGGAUUCAGUUAUUAUCAGUCAAAGGUACCAAGGAAGUUAUUCUGGACGACUAUGAGCUUCGAAACGUUACGGCACACCAUUUUUCCUCUUUAGAUCUUACCCAUUUGAGGCUUUCAGCUGUGCAGUUUCCCUAUAAACCUACAUUUGGAAGAUUUACUCAUCUGAAGAUUCUUGAGCUAGUUGAGCCCCAUCGUCCUACGCCAUAUGAUGCAAAUUGUUUCAAACAAAACAUCUUUGAUUGCCCCGUGCUCGAGAAAUUGAGCUUGAUACUUUGUGAUGGACUGUUCCAUACCAACUUCCGUGCUCCUAAUCUCAAUUGCCUGCAUCAAGUAAAUGGGGAAGCAUAUUCCGAAAUUCCUUACGCUGGGUUAGAGAACCUUACGGAAUAUUCAUUCAUUUUGUCGCGGCUAGGCACGCUAAAGGAGUCAAAAACAUCGAAUGUGGUCAAGCAUCUCGGUAGUUUACACAAAAUUGAGAAGUUCUCUAUAGCAAGGGAUUUUCUGAAGUACUUGGCUAAAGGCGGUUGUCCUAACAGACUUUCUAAACCACUUCUGUACCUAAAGACUCUAAACAUCGGUGAUAUACAUUUCACCCACUUGUCUGAGGUUUCUUGUUUGCUUUAUAUGAUUCGGAGUGCUCCCAACUUGUGCGAAUUAUAUAUCUCGGCUACGGGUUGUGAGUUUGAUGAGGAUUGUGACAAUGAGGAUUGUUAUCGUGAAAAAGAUCUCGAAAAUUAUCGGAUAGAAGAUUCUGAAGAUUGUACUACUACACGUCAUCUUCAGAUUGUCUCGUUCAGUUAUUUCACAGGUCUUAAAGCUGAAUUGGAGCUAGUCAAGUUUGUACUUGCUCACUCUCCAUUGCUCAAAACAAUGUUCAUUCACCGUGAUAUAAGCAUAGAAAGUGGUGUUGCAUUAAAAAUGACAGAAGAGAUAUUGCAAUAUCCUAGAGCUUCAACAAUAGCACAAAUCAAACACUUAAAACGCAGUGUUGAGAUCGAUGCUUUUGAUUGUGAACUUUGGUCUAGGUAUGAAGAUAUUUAGCCUUGUUGCAGACUUGCAGCCAAGCUUCUGGUUCCUGCUUCUUUGCCACUGUGGAGUAACACAAAGAAGAUAAAAAACAGCCGUGUAUUAGAACAUUUGCAACAAAUGUAUCUGUGUAAGUUGGCAACUUUCAAUGUUUUAUAUCUGCUACAGUCAUGACCAUGUGCUUUUGUGUUUCUAUCUUCAUUACCACCUGGAUCAUGUAUGUGGACUGCAUUUCUUGUAUCCUAAGAUUUGCUUAAUUUACCUUUAUUAUCUUAA
Messenger RNA from Daucus carota subsp. sativus, 1871 nucleotides. Its product is annotated as F-box/FBD/LRR-repeat protein At1g13570. The transcript has 4 exons. The coding region runs from base 180 to 1610 and encodes 476 amino acids. The record is from RefSeq and is a predicted model, not a curated record. Gene Ontology annotation, molecular function: protein binding. NCBI's taxonomy places the organism in Eukaryota, Viridiplantae, Streptophyta, Magnoliopsida, Apiales, Apiaceae.